Messenger RNA from Saprolegnia parasitica CBS 223.65, 1240 nucleotides. Its product is annotated as 2-amino-3-ketobutyrate coenzyme A ligase. The transcript is spliced from 5 exons. The record is from RefSeq and is a predicted model, not a curated record. Lineage: Eukaryota; Oomycota; Saprolegniomycetes; Saprolegniales; Saprolegniaceae. Gene Ontology annotation, biological process: L-threonine catabolic process; biosynthetic process. Bases 1 to 1179 code for a protein of 392 amino acids. Gene Ontology annotation, molecular function: glycine C-acetyltransferase activity; pyridoxal phosphate binding.
AUGAGCUUGCUCGAGCGCCUCUCCGAGGAGGUCCGCGCUAUCAAGGCCGCGGGCACGUACAAGACGGAGCGCGUCAUUUCGUCUGCGCAGGGCGCCACCAUCACGGUCAACGGACGUGAAGUGCUCAACUUUUGCGCCAACAACUACCUCGGGCUCAGCAACGACCCCGCGGUCGUGGCCGCGGCGAAAGCGGCGCUCGACUCGCAUGGCUUUGGCUUGAGCUCCGUGCGCUUCAUCUGCGGCACGCAGGACAUCCACAAGCAGCUCGAAGCAGCGAUCGCUGCCUUCCACGGCACCGACGACGCGAUCCUCUUCCCGUCGUGCUUUGAUGCGAACGCCGGCCUUUUCGAGGCCAUUUUAGGCCCCGAGGAUGCUGUCAUCUCGGACGAGCUCAACCACGCGAGCAUCAUUGAUGGCAUCCGCCUCUGCAAAGCGCAGCGCUUUCGCUUCAAGCACAUGGACCUCGCCGACCUCGAGGCGCAGCUUCUUGCGACGCAGCACUGCCGCACGCGUCUCAUCGCGACCGACGGCGCCUUCUCCAUGGACGGCGACGUUGCGCCCCUUCAAGGCAUCUGCGACCUCGCCGACAAGUACAAGGCGCACGUGUUCAUCGACGAGUGCCACGCAACGGGCUUCUUUGGGGCGACGGGCCGCGGCAGUGAUGAGUACUGCGGCGUGCGCGGCCGCAUCGACAUUAUCAACUCGACGUUGGGCAAGGCGCUCGGCGGCGGCACGGGCGGCUACACGACGGGCCGCCAAGCCGUCAUUGACCUCCUCCGGCAGCGCGCGCGGCCGUACCUCUUCUCCAACUCGGUCGCGCCGGCUGUGGUGGGCGCGUCGCUCAAGGUCUUUGAGAUGCUCACGCAGUCCAGCGCGUUUGUCGACAAGAUCCGCGCCAACACGCACCGCUUCCGGGACCGCAUGGCCGCUGCCGGCUUUACCCUCACGGGGGCUCGCGACCACCCGAUCGUGGCCGUGAUGCUCGGAGACGCCCGCGUCGCCGCCGACUUGGCCGAGCGCAUGCUCGACCAAGGCAUUUACGUCAUCGGCUUUAGCUUCCCGGUCGUUCCCAAAGGCAAGGCGCGCAUCCGCGUCCAGCUUUCGGCCGCCCACUCGCUCGACGACGUCGACAAGUGCGUUGACGCGUUCAUUGCUGCAGCCCAGAACGCCAAGCUCUAACAAGGUCACCGCCUAGAACGUGCAACAAAGUUGAGAGAGCAUUGCGCCUUUGACUCGUGCC